AUGGAGAUGAAGUUACUGUUGCUUCUGGUGUGCAUUCCUGGGAGCGUGAAAUCUGGAUUAGAAGUAGAAUCUUCUUCUGGUGGAGUAAAAAUAAAGUGUGCAUCUCAUCAAAUACUCUAUAAAGGAGAGUUCCUAUUGGCCGAUAACAUGGUACAAUACCAAGACAGCAACACAGGCGAGUACGUGUGUAAGAAUUCAACAGAGGAGCAGAAGAUAUUCGUCAAAUUUCGAACCUGUGAAAACUGCGUGGAGCUGGACGUCAUGUCUGCCGCGGGGCUGAUUGUGGGUGACGUUUUGGCCACGGUUGUGAUCGGAGUGUCUAUUUUUCUCAUCGCAAAACACUCUCAGACAACUUCUCCCAACAAAAAGGGCUCUGACAAGCAGCGUCUUGUUCCAAAUGAAGCAACCAGCGAUCCUUAUCAGCGCUUGAGAUUCAGAAAUGGCCAACGGGAGAUUUAUGAUGAACUGGCGAGAUAG
This is a messenger RNA of Knipowitschia caucasica, 477 nucleotides long. Lineage: Eukaryota; Metazoa; Chordata; Actinopteri; Gobiiformes; Gobiidae. The record is from the annotation of a GenBank genome assembly.